AUGACAACAAAGUAUGGCAUGUUCCAAGAACAUAUCUACCUUACACCGACAGAUCCGCCAGCAGAGGGCUCUGCCAGCCCGAGCGGCUCGCGGAAAGGGAGUCGGUCCAGCUCACCCGUAGGAACACAGCUCCGCGAUCAUGGGCUAAAUUUUAAAGCCACGGUGGGGCGAGUUGGCAAGGGAAACGACGCGACCUUCGAGCCGUUCAAGGGUCUCUAUAAUGGUGACAAAUACCUCGACCCGGGCAGGCGGCGCCUACAGGAGGACAACACCCAGCGCAAGCAGCAAGUCGCACCUGCGCCGUUCAAAGCCGCGUCUCCAAUGAAAGUCAGCACUACCCCUGGAGACUUUGUGGGGACACUGCAAGGCAAAGUGGAGUACAUCCCGGGUCGUAGCGUAGCCUUUCAAAAAACCAAGGCCGACGUCCACAACGAGCCGCGUGGCUUUUACACAUCACCCGCCAAGAAGGGCACGUACGGUUUCAACAAGACCACCCUCUCAGAGCGGCAGGGUUUCAAGGGCGUGGCCACCGAGUACGAGUACCAGCACGACCCCGAUGAGAUGCAGCGCCAGCGGCGGUUGCAGGAGCGGGAAGCGGACCUAGCAGCUCGGCAGCCGCAGCCCUUCCGGCCGUCCCAACCUCCAAAGAAAGGCGGCGCGGGUGUGCCCAACAUCACCAUCAGCAAAGGGCGGGGUAUUGCAGGCGAAUACGAGUACGUGCUCGGAGCGGACCCUGCAGUGGCUCCCAAGGACCCAGAAGCAGCUAAACAAGCAAUCGCGGCUGUCAAGGCGGAUGGGGGCCCCGCAUUCCGCCCCUCGUCCCUAAACCCGCGGCACCUGGGUCGUCAUCCCGAGUACCUGCACGACCCCGAGGUUCCCAAGCUAGAGUCUGAGCAUGCACGCAAAAAGGCCGAGCAGCAACGACUCGCAUCCACGGGCGCGUGGCGACCAAACAACUCCGAAAAGACCGACAUGAUUCGCAGCAUUGUCCGGAUGAAUCUUAAAUGA
Molecule: messenger RNA, 1008 nt
Organism: Volvox carteri f. nagariensis
Lineage: Eukaryota; Viridiplantae; Chlorophyta; Chlorophyceae; Chlamydomonadales; Volvocaceae
Exons: 6
Coding region: 1-1008 (335 amino acids)
Source: RefSeq, a predicted model, not a curated record